Penicillium samsonianum is the source of this 1377-nucleotide messenger RNA. RefSeq lists its product as uncharacterized. Gene Ontology annotation, biological process: transmembrane transport; metal ion transport. Gene Ontology annotation, molecular function: metal ion transmembrane transporter activity. Gene Ontology annotation, cellular component: membrane. The record is from RefSeq and is a predicted model, not a curated record. Lineage: Eukaryota; Fungi; Ascomycota; Eurotiomycetes; Eurotiales; Aspergillaceae. The transcript has 7 exons. Bases 1 to 1377 code for a protein of 458 amino acids.
AUGUUUACUAAUGCAAUCUAUCCUACAUUCUGUCUCCCUGACGAUCCGGCCAGCAUUUAUAUUUACCAGAACGAUAUUGACACACCAGAUAAACUCAUUGCCACUGUUUUCAACGACAACAGCCUUUUCCAAGAACAUAUUUUAACAACGCCACUUCCAAAAUUACGAAUCAUAUCCAUACACUCCAAAUCGUCAAUCACGCCACUGCAAAUCUCAAGGGAUGCUCUCCAGGCGCUCAAGAACACCUAUAAAAUUGGAGAUGAAUUAUGGGACCUGACUUCUACAUUUGGAGACAAGCCUAUGAGUGCAGCUGUAGGUGAAGGAGCAAUGAAAGUCCAAAGUGGUGAGAAUGGUAUUCAAGAUCUCUCUUACAGACUCAGCUUUCCAACGCCGGUGGGAGUUCAGAAUUGGACUAUGCGCCAAAUGGCUGUUUUUCACCAGCAUGAUCCUACUGGUCUUCAAAAUCUCUGGAUCUUCUUUCAUGUCGGUCGUAAUACACCCAUGCAGAAAGAAAUUGAGCAAUAUGCCUCACUGUCCCAGCAAGGACUACGCUCAGAUCAUGCAUGGCUUACACUUCAUUCUUCCGUUUUCUUGUCUUGCCUACAUAAUUGGCGCUCCUAUGUUAACAGCCUAGGUCAUGACGUGGAUAGACAUACUGAUAAAGCCCUGGACUUUAUCUUGAGAAACAUCGAUCACUUUUUGACCGCCGGAGGUGACAGCAACUUGACAGCAAUCCACAACACACGCGACCUUCUCUUACCCACUUCAUACAGAUUGAGGGUAAUAUUAGACACACUCACGAAAUUAGGUCAUUUGAGCAGUGUUUUGAGUUCGCAGCAUAACGGCGCAGACAAUGGCUUUCAAAAACUUGUCACUUGCGUGGCAUACCACAAAGAUCGUCUAGAGGGGUGUGUUGUUGGAGUAGAAGUUCUAAAGGAGAAGGUCAAGGAUAUCUUGAACAUGACUACAUUAGGGUUAGAUUUCAGGAUGACCCACCAAAUGCUCGACCUCAACAACCGAAUGGUUGAAUUAAACGACCGCAUGCUUAGUGCCAAUGAACAACUACUUCAACUUGGAAACAAUAACUUCGUCGACAAUGCCACGGUCAAGGUAGUCACUAUUCUGACGCUUAUAUACUUACCUGCAAGCCUUGUGUCGUCUAUCUUCGGGAUGAACUUGUUCAAGUUCGACGAUGGGACAACCGAUGAAUUCAGAAUAUCUAAGGAAUUCUGGAUCUAUAUUGUUGCUACAAUUAUCUUGGCAAUCAUUACAAUCAGCAUAUGGUAUCUAUGGACUCACAAAGAGCAGGUUAGAAGGCGCAAUUUCCACUUUCUGAAGCGCGGGAUACCACAGGAGGCUGAGGAAGAUGCUGAGUGA